GGCGUGUCGGCCCCCGGGCGCGGUGCAUGCUGGGCGAGAGGGCGCCGGCCACUGGUUUGGCUCCGCGCGUCUUUCGAGCUCCCCGGCGGUGAGCGGCCGGCAGGAUGGCUGAGCGGCCGGAGGACCUGAACCUGCCCAACGCGGUCAUCACGCGGAUCAUCAAGGAGGCGCUCCCGGACGGCGUGAACGUCUCGAAGGAAGCGCGGAGUGCCAUCUCCCGAGCGGCCAGCGUCUUCGUGCUCUAUGCCACCUCGUGCGCCAACAACUUUGCGAGGAAGGGGAAGAGAAAGACACUGAAUGCUGGAGAUGUUAUUUCUGCCAUGGAAGAGAUGGAAUUCCAGCGAUUCGUAGGACCUCUAAAGGAGUCCUUAGAAGCUUACAGGAAUGAGCAGAAAGGCAAAAGGGGAGUGACGGAGCUCAAGAAAAAAGACAGAGAGAAGAAGGAAGAUGCCGAAGACCCUGACAAGAAUCGGGAAGAGGAAGAAGAAAAUGAGGAGGAGGGAGAGAGGAUGGAGGAAGAGGAGGAGGAAGAGCAGCAGCAGAACGAGGAGGAGGAGGAAGAGGAGGAGGACGAGCAGCGGCGAAAUGAAGAGGAAGAAGGGGAGAGCUGAACUGUCCGGUGGGGGUGGAGGCAGUGAGGAGAGAAAGCCAACGGGAGGAAACACAACGGUCUCCUUUUUGUGCUGGAAAUGGCUCAGCUGUUCUGGGGGCACCUCAGGGAAACCCCUCCUUGCCUUUCUCUCCCCGGUUGGAAAGAAUGAAAGGGUGACAUCUCCACCGCUUCUUUCUGGGCAUGGAAAUGCUGCUUGAAAGGGGCGCUCCUUAUCUUUCCCUGCGGUGGUGCUGAUACUCUUCAUUUUGGCUUUAAAAGAGUCGGACUUUCUCCACUCAACGUGUUUUUCUUCAGCACUUCAUUGAAUGGGGUUUAAUUAAAAGUCACCUUUUGCAAAGCUGCUUUUACUCUUGGCUCGAUUUAUGCUCUGCUGAGCAGGAGGGAUUUUAUUCCUGAGCGUUUUAUUCCUGCCUAUUUCCUUCUGUAAUAAAACGGACAGUGAACGAAAAGUGGUUCCGGUUUGCUCCUGUUCCAUUCGUGCAACAAAAAAAGAGGACAAGUUAGUUAGAAAACCUUGAAGCCUUGCUGACUUCUGGAUGUUUUCCUCCCAUCAGCAAAUCACUUUUGCAGUCGGUCUUUCCUGCUGGGGUUGCAUUUCCAGUCUUCACUCCUAAAUGUGGACCAAAAUACCCUUCAGCUAAGAAAAGGCACUUUAGGCUAUAAAAAGCAAGUCAGCUGC
Notechis scutatus (mainland tiger snake) is the source of this 1292-nucleotide messenger RNA. RefSeq names its product DNA polymerase epsilon 3, accessory subunit (gene POLE3). Lineage: Eukaryota; Metazoa; Chordata; Lepidosauria; Squamata; Elapidae. Gene Ontology annotation, biological process: leading strand elongation; DNA damage response; heterochromatin formation. Gene Ontology annotation, molecular function: chromatin DNA binding; protein heterodimerization activity. The record is from RefSeq and is a predicted model, not a curated record. Gene Ontology annotation, cellular component: CHRAC; epsilon DNA polymerase complex.